AAAUUAAAUUGACUCAGCCGGGCGACUGGCUUUUGCCCCGCGGCCAGGUCUUGUCCCUCCCCCCACUACCAAAACCUUCCGAACACCUGCCCCGCGGCAUCAUAUAUUGAAGCCAUCGCCAGCCUUUCUCCCAGACUCUCCCCUUCCAGUCUCUCAAACAACUCAAUUCGACUUUUCGACACCCUCCAAAGUCUCUUCUUCCCAUCUCCAGAUACCCCUCCAUCUCCAACCACCACAAUGACCAACGACGCCUCUACCAACGGCUCUGCUGCCCCCGCAGCCCCCUCCAGCUUCGCCCUCAAGGCCGGCCUCGCCCAGAUGCUCAAGGGCGGCGUCAUCAUGGACGUCACCAACGCCGAGCAGGCCCGCAUCGCCGAGGAAGCGGGUGCCUGCGCCGUCAUGGCCCUCGAGCGAGUCCCCGCCGACAUUCGCAAGGACGGCGGCGUCGCCCGCAUGUCUGACCCGGCCAUGAUCAAGGAGAUCCAGGAGGCCGUCACCAUCCCCGUCAUGGCAAAGGCCCGUAUCGGCCACUUCGUCGAGUGCCAGAUCCUCGAGUCUCUGGGCGUCGACUACAUUGACGAGUCCGAGGUCCUGACGCCCGCCGACGACGAGAGCCACGUCGAGAAGAGCCCCUUCAGCGUGCCCUUUGUCUGUGGUUGCCGAAACCUCGGCGAGGCCCUGCGCCGCAUCGCCGAGGGUGCUGCCAUGAUCCGAACCAAGGGCGAGGCCGGCACUGGCGACGUCGUCGAGGCUGUCCGCCACAUGAAGACUGUCAACCGCGACAUUGCCCAGGCCAAGGCUGCUCUUGCCGAGGGUGGCAUCGUCCGUCUCCGUGAGCUCGCCCGCAAGCUCGAGGUUGACGUUGAGCUGCUGCGCCAGACUGCCGAGCUGGGCCGCCUGCCUGUCGUCAACUUUGCUGCUGGUGGUGUUGCCACUCCUGCCGAUGCUGCCCUCAUGAUGCAGCUCGGCUGCGACGGUGUCUUCGUCGGCAGUGGCAUCUUCAAGUCUGGCGACCCUGCCAAGCGUGCCAAGGCCAUCGUUCGCGCCGUCACUCACUUCCGCGAUGCCAAGGUGCUCGCUGAGUGCAGCACCGGUCUUGGUGAGGCCAUGGUCGGCAUCAACUGUGACUCCAUGAAGCCUGAGGAGAAGCUUGCCGGCCGUGGCUGGUAAGCACAUUGUACGAUUUGCAGAGGAACAUGAUAUGAUAAGCGGAAGAAGAAAAAACGGUAUAUACCAAAGAAAAGAAAAGAGGAGGAUUGAUCAAAGGGCUUGAAUGAAAAUGUAUUUUACUGCCAUAUUGGCUUCUGGCGUUGUGGAUAUCUUAUCGCAUUGGGAGGCACAUAGCAUGCUGAACAUCAAAAACUUGUGCAACUUGUUGAGAAUAGCACGAAAUCUACAUUUACCAUUUAUUUAUUUAUUUAUUUCUAUCUACAUUCUUUUGUGAUUUCAUCCUUCUGUUUCUUGAAC
Messenger RNA from Trichoderma asperellum CBS 433.97, 1467 nucleotides. It is a transcript of the gene PDX1, whose product is annotated as pyridoxine biosynthesis protein. Gene Ontology annotation, biological process: pyridoxine biosynthetic process; pyridoxal 5'-phosphate biosynthetic process; amino acid metabolic process. The record is from RefSeq and is a predicted model, not a curated record. Gene Ontology annotation, molecular function: amine-lyase activity. NCBI's taxonomy places the organism in Eukaryota, Fungi, Ascomycota, Sordariomycetes, Hypocreales, Hypocreaceae.